This is a messenger RNA of Nelumbo nucifera (sacred lotus), 888 nucleotides long. The record is from RefSeq and is a predicted model, not a curated record. Lineage: Eukaryota; Viridiplantae; Streptophyta; Magnoliopsida; Proteales; Nelumbonaceae.
AUGGCCUCUGGAGAUAACUUUGAUAGAGCCACUUGGAAGGACUCGACCCUACAAAAACUAUUGUUGGACUUCUGCAUUGAUGAGAUGUCCACACAUGGGAGACAAGGUGGGUCACUUAAGAAAGAAUCAUGGGCACAAAUUCAGAAAAAGAUCGUGGAAAAGCUCCAUAAGAAUUUUUCACAGAAGCAACUUAAAAAUGGAUUCGAUUAUUUAAAGAGAAAAUAUCAAUUAUGGGUGACCCUCAUCAAUAGGACUGGAAAUGGAUACAACCCGUCUACUGGUACAAUGGACUGGUCAAAUGACCAGUGGGAAGAGUUCUUGACGGCCUAUCCAAAUGCAAAAGUUUUUAUGUAUGCAAGACUCCAAUUUGCCGAUGAGUGCAGAGCAUUGUUUGGUGGGGUCUAUUCAAUUGGAGAAGUUGGUUGGACUCCAUUGUCAAAUAGGCCGAGACCAAUGGCAUCUACGGGUCUAUCAAAUGCUUCCCUAGGUACUGGUUUUGAUGGUGAGACCAUAGAUAGUGAUCCUAUUGACAUUGAUGAUAUGCCUAUCGCACCUCCCACAAGGUUCCAAACUCAAAAACAACAGACUUUUCAGGAGUCUAUAGGUCCAAGUGAACGCCCAUCCAAGAGGCAAAAAAAGUUCACUAGUGAGCUUGAUGCUAAAAUGGAGAAGCUUCUUGAUAUUAUGAUUGAUGAGGACGGAGGACCAACUGUAGAAGAAUGUGUUCAGAAGCUUGAUGAUUUUGGCUGGACACCUAGUACUCCUUUAUAUAUAGAGGCUUCGGUCAUCUUUGCGGAAAGCCUGGAAGCAAGAAAGGAAUGGAUCUGUUGGUGUGGUUCUUAUGGCACACCCAAUAAUGAGGCGAUUAAAUGGUGGAUAUCAGCAUAA